GAGAGAGAGAGAGAGAGAGAGAGAGAGAGAGACGCAAGAAGGGGGAGAGAAGGAGAGAGAAUUCAGGGGAAGACAAGGACAUCAUGGUUUCAAUCACGGAGACUCAGAAGAUCGGUGUUGGUCUCACAGGCUUUGGCCUCUUCUUCCUGCUCUUUGGCGUGCUGCUGUACUUUGACUCUGUCUUGCUGGCGUUUGGGAAUGUUCUGUUUCUGACUGGUCUGACGUUCAUCAUUGGCCUGAGGAGGACGGCCGGCUUCUUCUUCCAGAGACAGAAGCUCAGAGGCUCCACCUUAUUCCUGGGGGGCGUGGCCUUGGUGCUGUUCCGCUGGCCAAUCAUCGGCAUGGCCGUGGAGAGCUACGGCUUCGUGCUCCUGUUCAGGUCAUUCUUCCCUGUGGCGUGUGGAUUCAUUUUAUCGUUGGUGAAUAUACCCUAUCUCAAUGUGCCGAGAUCCAUCAGUAAAUAUGGGAAGCGUUGUUUGGGCUCUCAAAGCAAUGGAAAAACAACAACAAUACAUGAGCCCGUCUCCAAGACUACUUGACGUUUGGUUGUACAACAACUUCAUAGGAAGUAGCCCUUCUAUUGUCUGAGGAAAGGGAGAGAGAGAAGCCGAAAAAGAAGAGAGGAGGAAUGGAAGUGAUGGAUGACAAAAGGAGAAGUGUAUUUGGGCUCAGACUGGCUAUGACCUUUGACAGAGACUGAUGGAGCGGGGAGGUAGCUUAGAGCCUUCCCCCAUCAACAACCAUGAACCAACCGAUGGACUCUUCUUCUUGAAAUGUUUACAUAAAACAUGAACCACCACAUGAUGUGUGGCAAUGACUAGCUGCCCUACCACUAAUGUACAUGGUUGGGAGUAACCGAUUACAUGUAAUCAAUGACAUGUAAUCAUUUACAAGAAACUGUAACUGCAAUCAGUUACGUUACAAGCAGAAAUAUUGUAAUCAGAUUACAGAUACUUUUCAAAAACUAGGUGAUUAGUUCUUGGAUUACUUUUACAUUUAGAAAGGAUGUUUGCAGAAAAAAAUACAUUAUGACACCUUUCUGUUUUCUCAAUUCAGCAUUGACAAAACGGCACGUUUAAGUUUGUUCAGCCUGAGAGAGUCUGACCACAAGUCAGAGACCACUAUGAUGCGUUUGAUGGAUCCUUUUUGUCUCUUUAGAGGAAGGCAUUCAAAAAGCAACUGAAAGUUAUCAGAUUAUUACUUAGUUUGGGUAAUCAUUUAGAAAGUAACCUACCCAACCCUGCUUAUGUAUUUAUAAUUAAACCAUAUUUUUGAUCUACAGUU
This is a messenger RNA of Salvelinus sp. IW2-2015, 1284 nucleotides long. RefSeq names its product vesicle transport protein GOT1A. NCBI's taxonomy places the organism in Eukaryota, Metazoa, Chordata, Actinopteri, Salmoniformes, Salmonidae. Gene Ontology annotation, cellular component: membrane; endoplasmic reticulum. Gene Ontology annotation, biological process: endoplasmic reticulum to Golgi vesicle-mediated transport; retrograde transport, endosome to Golgi. The record is from RefSeq and is a predicted model, not a curated record.